AUGUCUCUACGAACCAUCCCCCUCCCGCUCAGGUCCCUCCCUCGCCACAGAGCCCUCCCGCGCGCCUCUUCGAUCACCAGCCGUCACUUGACCACCUUCAAAUCCCUCCGAUCAGCUGCCCCCUCCGCAUUCUCCACCAUCAAUGCCUCUGAAAUCUCCCACUUCUCCAAGCUUUCCUCGCAGUGGUGGAACGAGACUGGCGAGUUUGCUCUUCUGCAUCGGAUGAAUCCUACCCGUGUAGAGUACAUCAGGCAAAAAGUGGCUCUGGCGCCCACCGGGAACGAGGAGUGGUCAUUCGAAACGCGGCAUCUGGAUGCGCAACGUGAGGCCGGAAAGGGCACUGGGAGAUGGCUUGAUGGAUUGAGGGUGCUGGAUGUAGGAUGCGGGGGAGGGCUUCUGUCGGAAAGCCUGGCCAGAUUGGGAGGGAGAGUAGUCAGCGUGGACGCCAGUGAAAGCAACAUCGGGAUCGCAAAGACCCAUGCUUCACAAGAUCCCUUCCUAGCCGAUAAACUCGAAAAGGGAGAGCUAGACUACCGACACAGCACGGCCGAAUCACUCAGAGAUGCUGGGGAGCAAUUUGACGUCGUUUGCUCCAUGGAAGUGCUCGAACAUGUGGAUGAACCGGGAGAAUUCAUGAAAUGUCUGGGGGAAAUGGUCAAGCCUGGUGGGCAUUUGAUUCUCUCGACAAUCUCAAGAACUCCUCUAUCCCAGCUCCUCACGAUCACUCUGGCAGAAGACGUCCUCCGAUUGGUCACUCCCGGUACCCAUACAUAUCGCAAGUUUGUACGGCCAGAGGAACUACGACGCUUUGUGUACUCUGAUAUGGGAGGUUUCGGCAUUUGGGAGAGAAACGAGGAUGCUAGUGAUAUCAGGGACGGAGAGGUCGGUGAGACGCGAGGAAUCAUUUAUGACCCCUUGAAGGGUGGGUGGAAUCUCUGGGGAGGGGUGGAGGGAAGCUGGUUCAAAGACCUGGGAGAGGCUUGUAACUACAUGUUCUAUGCCAAGAAGAGAGUCUAG
Molecule: messenger RNA, 1017 nt
Organism: Cryptococcus wingfieldii CBS 7118
Lineage: Eukaryota; Fungi; Basidiomycota; Tremellomycetes; Tremellales; Cryptococcaceae
Product: 3-demethylubiquinone-9 3-O-methyltransferase
Exons: 2
Coding region: 1-1017 (338 amino acids)
Biological process (GO): ubiquinone biosynthetic process
Molecular function (GO): 2-methoxy-6-polyprenyl-1,4-benzoquinol methyltransferase activity
Source: RefSeq, a predicted model, not a curated record